This is a messenger RNA of Rhopalosiphum maidis (corn leaf aphid), 540 nucleotides long. Its product is annotated as receptor expression-enhancing protein 5-like. The record is from RefSeq and is a predicted model, not a curated record. Bases 1 to 540 code for a protein of 179 amino acids. Lineage: Eukaryota; Metazoa; Arthropoda; Insecta; Hemiptera; Aphididae. The transcript is spliced from 2 exons.
AUGGUUAAAGACGAACAAGUUAAAUUAGUGAUGGCCAUAAUCGACAAAAUGUUGCAUGAUACAUCAAAACCAUGGACGAAUUGGUUCGGAUGGAUGGAGACCCGGACCAACGUACCCAGAUUUAAAUUACUAAUAGGACUUCUGUUGUCAACUUCGGUAAUUCUGUUCGUUUUCGGGCCUAACGCAAUGGUGUUGAGCAACGCAAUAGGGUUGAUAUACCCCGCACAAUUGACGGCGUCAUUAGUGUUUUGGCCUCCAAAGCGGAAAAAUUUUGCUCCCGCCGCCGCCGUUGCCGAAGCCCAAAACAAAAAAUUCACUUACUGGCUGAUGUUCAGUGCGCUGUUGAUCGUGGAACAGGUCUGCGGAUUCGUCUUAUUUCUAUUUCCGUGGUACAUGCUGUUAAGAACAUUUUUCUUGAUGUGGUGUUCCGCACCAAUCCGAAACAACGGUGCGACUCUUAUAUUCAACAAGGUCAUAUACAAACUCUUAAAGAUCGGAAAGAAUGUUCUAACUCAAUGGUUCUUAAAAUGUGAUCCUUGA